This is a messenger RNA of Penicillium coprophilum, 561 nucleotides long. RefSeq lists its product as uncharacterized. The record is from RefSeq and is a predicted model, not a curated record. The transcript has a single exon. Bases 1 to 561 code for a protein of 186 amino acids. NCBI's taxonomy places the organism in Eukaryota, Fungi, Ascomycota, Eurotiomycetes, Eurotiales, Aspergillaceae.
AUGGCCGCACGCCCAGACCUUCUAAAACCAGUCUAUGCCCUCCUAGAUGCCCUCACAAACCCAGACCCAACAAACCCCAACCAGCUCCUCUCAACCUUCACAACAUCCCCCAAACCUGUAGCUCACGAACAUGGUCUCCCGCAACUAGCUCCCUUUCUAGGCCGUCCAUUCACCGGCCAAGAUGGGGUAGCAACUUACUUCGAGCUCAUCACCUCCCUCCUCUCUAUCAAGAACAUGGUCUUCGAGCCCGAUGAGAAUUGGGUGGUUGAUGGUAGCUGCAUGACUGUUUCGCUGCGUGGAACAGCAACAUUUGGCUGGAAGGAGACGCGGCAGGCGUGGGAUGAGACGUUCGUUUACCGCAUCAAGCUUGCGGUUGAAGGUGGUGGGUCUGGGCACGGGAGGCUGGCAGUUUGUGAAUAUCAUGUUUGGGCGGAUACGGGGGCUGCUUAUCUUGCUAGACUUGGGAGAUUGGGGGAUUUAACGGAAUCUAAGAGUGGUGGUAGUGGUGGAAGUAAUAGUGAAGGGAUUUAUUUGGAUUUCGAUACGGAUGGGACAGGGUGA